Tachysurus fulvidraco (yellow catfish) is the source of this 2462-nucleotide messenger RNA. RefSeq names its product inactive carboxypeptidase-like protein X2. Gene Ontology annotation, molecular function: metallocarboxypeptidase activity; zinc ion binding. Gene Ontology annotation, biological process: proteolysis. The transcript has 12 exons. Bases 216 to 2003 code for a protein of 595 amino acids. Lineage: Eukaryota; Metazoa; Chordata; Actinopteri; Siluriformes; Bagridae. The record is from RefSeq and is a predicted model, not a curated record.
GAGCCGGGUCACGGCACCACCACCACCACCACCACCACCACUUGGCUGGGUUACUGAAGACCUGUGGAGCUGAUGUAUGAUGUGGUGUGAGAGAGAAGUUUCUACACCUUGUCGUCAGUGUUUGUGGAGUAAACGUUUGCUCUGAUUCUUCAGACUGUCCUCCUCUUGGACUGGAGAGCCUAAAAAUCGACGACUUCCAGCUCCACGCCUCCAGCAUGCAGCGUUACGGUCUGGGAGCUCACCGCGGCCGUCUCAACAUCCAGGCUGGUCUCUAUGAGGACGAACUGUACGAUGCAGCUUGGUGUGCAGGCAGAAAUGACCCACUGCAGUGGCUUGAGGUCGACGCCAGGAGACUCACCAAAUUCACUGGAGUCAUAACACAGGGCAGGAGCUCACACUGGUCGAGUGACUGGGUGACUUCGUACCGAGUCAUGGUCAGCAACGACUCACACACCUGGGUGACGCUGAAGAACGGCUCCAGAGACCUGCUGUUCUUUGGCAAUAAAGAGAAGGAGAUCCCUGUGCUGAACAAAUUACCCAGGCCUGUGGUGGCACGCUACAUCCGGAUCAACCCGCGGUCCUGGUUCAUCCACGGCAGCAUCUGUAUGAGGGCAGAGAUACUGGGAUGCCCCUUACCAGAUCCUAAUAAUUAUUAUCACCGUCGUAACGAAAUCACCACCACAGACAAACUGGACUUCAGACACCACAACUACAAGGAGAUGAGGCAGUUAAUGAAGGUGGUGAAUGAAAUGUGUCCAAAUAUAACUCGGAUUUAUAACAUCGGGAAGAGCUACAGCGGGCAGAAACUCUACGCUAUAGAGAUAACAGAUAACCCAGGAGAACAUGAGCUGGGUGAGCCAGAGUUUCGUUACACAGCAGGUUCCCAUGGAAACGAGGUGCUGGGGCGUGAACUUCUCCUCUUGUUAAUGCAGUUCUUAUGUGUGGAGUAUCGCUCCGGUAACCGACGGAUACGACACCUGGUUCAUGAGACGCGCAUCCAUCUACUGCCGUCUGUUAACCCGGACGGAUAUGACAAGGCCGCGGAGGCUGGCUCUGAGCUGAGUGGUUGGUCUCUAGGCCGAUGGAGUCAGGAUGGAAUCGACAUCCACCAUAACUUCCCCGACCUCAACAGGAUCCUGUGGGAUGCCGAGUCUCGGCAGUGGGUUCCACGCAAGUUCCACAACCACCACGUCCCCAUUCCUGAGUGGUACACGUCCAAAAAUGCCACGGUUGCCAUGGAAACGCGGGCGCUUCUGGGAUGGAUGGAUAAGAUCCCCUUCGUUUUAGGAGGAAAUCUUCAAGGCGGCGAGUUGGUCGUGACUUUCCCUUACGACAGGACUCGACUCUCCGGAGUUCUGAAGGAGGCCACGCCCACUCCGGACGACCCGGUGUUCCGCUGGCUGGCGUUCUCGUACGCCUCCACACACCGGCUCAUGACAGCUCCGACGCGCAGGGUGUGUCACACACACGACUUCGCCAAAGAGGACGGGACCAUCAACGGGGCGUCCUGGCACACGGCGGCAGGAAGUAUGAAUGAUUUCAGCUACCUCCACACCAACUGCUUUGAGCUGUCCAUGUACGUGGGCUGUGACAAGUUUCCUCACGAGAGCGAGCUGCCCGAGGAGUGGGAGAACAACCGUGAGUCUCUGCUGGUGUUUAUGGAGCAGGUUCAUCGGGGUAUAAAGGGAGCGGUGAGGGACAUGCAGGGGAAAGGUAUCGCCAACGCCAUAGUCAGUGUGGAGGGCAUCAACCACGACGUCCGUACAGCUGCUGAUGGAGAUUACUGGCGUUUGCUGAACCCGGGUGAGUACAGCGUGACGGUGCGAGCCGAAGGCUACAGUCUCGCCCGGAAAGUGUGUGAAGUCGGCUACGACAUGGGAGCCACACAGUGCGACUUCCGACUCGCUCGCUCCAACCUGUCACGCAUUAAAGAAAUCAUGGAGAAGUUCAACAAGCAGCCCAUCAACAUGAGACGACCUCAACAGAGACGCCCGGGGACAUAGAGGACACUGCGAGAGGGAGACCGGGUGUGUGCUGGACAUCCUGGACUGUUUCAGACUGUACGAGGUCAGAGAGAGACAGAGAGAGAGACAGAGAGAGAGAGAGAGAGAGAGAGAGAGAGAGAGAGAGAGAGAGAGAAAGAGAGAGAGAGAGAUCAUGUAAUCAGAUAGAGUAGGGCCACUUGGUUCUGUAGAAAAGUGUUUUUUUUGUAUUUUCAGGCUGUAAAUGAGCUUCAACACGAAGCUACAGAGAGAGCAAAGUGUUAUUCUAUGAAGCCGUGAAGGUUUUAUUCAGAAUUAAUAUAAUUACAGAACGCAUGAACAGAGAUAUUAGAGAAUCUGGCAUGAAAAUAAACCUAUCAGCAUUACUAUCAGUUUAAAGCAUGUCUUUCUGCAUUUAUUUUCACAAUACACCAAACUGAAGAAUAAAACCAUCCUGAAGUGGAUUAUUUUCCUACAACA